Menidia menidia (Atlantic silverside) is the source of this 1279-nucleotide messenger RNA. The record is from the annotation of a GenBank genome assembly. NCBI's taxonomy places the organism in Eukaryota, Metazoa, Chordata, Actinopteri, Atheriniformes, Atherinopsidae.
UUUCCCAGAACAGUAAUGUGAAAGCUGAGCUAAAGGUUCUUUCUUUAAUUCACCACUCGGGUCCUGGAGAACAAAUUUUGGUCACCUGGGACGAAGAAAAGGUGAACCUGAGAUUAUGGCUGAAGCUCUGGAUUUGUCCGGAGGGCUGAGGAUCGUCCUGGUGGGCAAGACUGGCUCGGGAAAGAGUGCGUCGGGAAACACCAUCCUGGGGAGAGCGGCCUUCAGAGAAGACCCCAGCCCAGUUUCUGUGACCAAACACUGUGAGACGCAGAGCGGCGAAGUGGACGGGACACCGGUCCAAGUCAUUGACACUCCGGGGCUGUUCGACACAGGCAUCACAGAGGAGGAACUGAAAGGUAGGAUAGAGGAGUGCGUCAAGAUGUCGGUGCCGGGCCCCCACGCCUUCCUUCUGGUGAUCAGGCUCGGCGUCAGGUUCACAGAGGAAGAGAGGAACGCCGUGAAGUGGAUCCAGGACAACUUUGGGGACGACGCCUCCAUGUACACCAUCAUGCUCUUCACGUGUAAGGACCAGGCCAAAGCCGACAACGCCCUGAAGGAGUGCAAAGAGCUGCGGAGGCUCUCCAUCACGUUCGGGCGCCGAUACCACGCCUUCAACAACAACGACGCCGAGGACCGCGCGCAGGUCUCGGAGCUGGUCGGCAUGAUCAAAGAAAUGGUACAGGACAACGGGGGGAAACACUACACCAACGAGAUGUACGAGAAGGCCCAGAGGAAGCUGCGGGAGGAGGAGGAGAGGAUGAAGCAAGAGGAGGAGGAGAAGAAAGAGGAAGAGAGGAAAAUGUGGGACGCGGAGAGGGAGAAAGAGCAGAAAGAGAGGGAAAAGAAGAAAAAAGUUAGGAGAAAGAAUAUACGAGUGGCCACAGCCGCUGCCGUGGUCCUGGUGCUGGCGGGCGUGGUCAUCGCCGUGGGGGCCGAUUUGACCGUGGCGUUGGCUUUGGGAGCUCCUGCACUCGUUCUCGGGGUGCUGUGUGGAUUUUUUGCCAUUUCUAUAUGGAAAGGCAUAAAAUGCAAGCCUAAAGCCAACAGCCCUGUGUAAAAACUAAUAAAGCUUAAUUAGACCAAAACACUGUUUAGGACUACAUAAGUAUUCAUACAUCUUGGUCUUUUCAUUUUGCAUCAUGCGUCUAAAGUUAAAACAAUUUAAACCAAAGUAGCUGCGAAAUAUGUGAAUAUAGCGUUGAUGGUAAACAGGAGGUAUGAAAGGUAUGUCUUUUUUUGGUUUAUUUUCAUGACAUUUAUUGUUUGAAUGUAAGUUAUA